AUGGCUGUUCCCGAAACCCAGGCUCCGCAGCAAGCCCCCGCCGAAGCGCAGAAUGCGCCGGCGAAGCUGAGUUCUGAGCCCAAGAAGAAAUUGCUGGGCAGGGAGCUCUAUAAGAGUCUUGGGAGCCCGAAGUACAUCGUUGCGCCUAUGGUGGAUCGGUCUGAGUUUGCCUGGCGCAUGCUCACCCGAUCUUUCAUGCCGUCCGAUAGUCCGACCCCACUGCUUUCUUACUCUCCUAUGUAUCAUGCGCGAAUGUUUGGCGAAAAUGCGGGUUAUCGUGACUCGUGCUUCAGGCCUACUCGCGCGGAAAACGGCGACGAGAACAACACUCCCUACCUCGACGGAAACCCCUCGAUCGAUCGACCGCUCUUUGUGCAGUUCUGCACUAACAACCCGGAUGAGUUCCUGGAAGCGUCUAAGCACGUUGCACCAUAUUGCGAUGCGGUGGACUUGAACCUAGGGUGCCCGCAGGGGAUUGCGAGAAAGGGACAUUAUGGAGCAUUUCUGCAGGAGGACUGGGACCUGAUCUACAAAUUGAUCAACCGGUUACACAACGAGUUGCCAGUCCCAGUGACUGCCAAAUUCAGAAUUCAAGAGACGAAGGAGAAGACACUCGAAUAUGCCAAGAUGAUCCUGUCCGCGGGCGCAAGCAUCAUAACGCUGCAUGGACGCACGAUAGAGCAGAAGGGUCACAACACUGGCAUCGCAGAUUGGAGUUACAUCCGGUACCUGCGGGAUAAUUUGCCGCCAGAUACCGUUAUCUUCGCCAACGGCAACAUCUUGAGCCACGAUGAUCUGGAGCGCUGCCUUGAAGAAACGGGCGCCGAUGGCGUCAUGAGCGCUGAGUGUAAUCUGUCGGACCCAAGUGUCUUCAGUAAGCCACCUGCAGAAGGCACUCACGGACGAGAAUACUGGCGCGGUCGAGACGGGCGAGGCGGGUACCGAAUUGAUGCGGUAUUCCGUCGGUACCUCGACAUCGUCUAUAAAUAUGUUCUAGAACAGCCAGCACCAGAACGGAAGCCACUCUACCUCCCAUCUGAUCCCGAACAACCCGAACUGGAAGCCGAUACAUUCGCCGAAGAGGAAGGCGAGGGCCCACCAAAGAAGAGGCUGAAGCGGGAAAGGAACAAGAGGCCGGCCUCUCCUAGCUUAGCAGUCAUGCAAGGCCAUCUCUUCCAACUCCUGCGGCCGAUGAUCUCCGUGCACACGAAUGUCCGCAACGCACUAGCAGCCUCACGGCCCGGCGACAUGGCCUCCUUUGAACGUGUCCUGUCGCUCACCGAGAAAGCGGUCAAGGCAGGUCUAGACGAGUACGAGGAGCACCCCGAGCGUUUCGAGACACCCGCAGAUGCCGAGCUGAAGGGCUCCAAAGUGACAAUUGCGGAGUACGGGCGGCCGUUUUGGGUUUGCCAACCGCACAUUCGACCACUGCCCGAAGAAGCUAUGGAGCUCGGGGCGCUCACGGCGAAGAAGAAGGGGAAGGGCAAGGAGAACAAGCCUGCUGCAGACGAGGAGCCUUCGGACAAAGAGAAGAUCCCGGAUACGAAGGGAACUGCCACGCCCUCUGACAAGCCAGUAGAGCCGGAUUCGGCUACGGCAACGCCAGACCGCUUGGUGAGCGGGUGAACAAAGCGUAU
Aspergillus campestris IBT 28561 is the source of this 1637-nucleotide messenger RNA. RefSeq names its product tRNA-dihydrouridine synthase family protein. Bases 1 to 1626 code for a protein of 541 amino acids. The transcript is spliced from 2 exons. NCBI's taxonomy places the organism in Eukaryota, Fungi, Ascomycota, Eurotiomycetes, Eurotiales, Aspergillaceae. Gene Ontology annotation, biological process: tRNA processing. The record is from RefSeq and is a predicted model, not a curated record. Gene Ontology annotation, molecular function: tRNA dihydrouridine synthase activity; flavin adenine dinucleotide binding.